AUGUAUAUCUCUUCUUCAAUGGUAGUCGCCGCUUUGGCGAGUUUGGCACAUGCGCAAACACCCAAAGGCUUCACUCCCGCCGUCAACACCAAGCUCGAGCUCUUCUUCAACACGACCUCAGUCAGGACGCCGGGCGAACUCCUUCCCAAAGCCACAACAAUGGACGAGCCCCGAAUCGCCCUUGCGAGCAACAACAUGACCGCAGCAGACACAUUCAUGUUCGUCAUGCUCGACCUCGACGUGCCACCUGCACAAGGCAGCACAACCCGCCGCGUCCUGCUGCACGCAAUGAACACUGGCUUCAAAGCCACACAGCAAAGGAUCAGCGGCUCAGCGACGAUUCUGGCAUCGAGGCAGCAAGGCCCUGCAAUGUAUCUUCCUCCUGGCCCUCCAGCAACAGACACAAUGGCGCAUCGCUAUGUACAGCUCCUGUUCAAGGAACCGUCAACACUCAGAGUCCAGGCAACUGACUUUGCGACUACUGAUGCUCGGUUCAACUUCGACAUUAACAAGUUCAUGGCGGAUAACAGGCUGGAUAUGCCAAUCGCGGGUAACUUCUUCACGGUGGAUGGGCGGGCGAACGCGACGGCUGGAAAUGGAGGUGGGAGCGGUGGUGGGAAUGGACGGGGACGUGCGACUGGCACUGGUGGAGGCGGUGCAAGGCCGACUACAGUGCCUUUCGAGGGCGCGGCUGAGCGACGGGAUGUGUCCCUUGGACUUAUAGGAGGUGCUGUUGGACUGGUCAUGCUCGCUCUAUAA
Messenger RNA from Parastagonospora nodorum SN15, 759 nucleotides. RefSeq lists its product as hypothetical. The record is from RefSeq and is a predicted model, not a curated record. The coding region runs from base 1 to 759 and encodes 252 amino acids. Gene Ontology annotation, molecular function: peptidase inhibitor activity; phospholipid binding. Gene Ontology annotation, biological process: regulation of Ras protein signal transduction; regulation of proteolysis. The transcript has a single exon. NCBI's taxonomy places the organism in Eukaryota, Fungi, Ascomycota, Dothideomycetes, Pleosporales, Phaeosphaeriaceae.